Molecule: messenger RNA, 1038 nt
Organism: Alternaria ventricosa
Lineage: Eukaryota; Fungi; Ascomycota; Dothideomycetes; Pleosporales; Pleosporaceae
Exons: 2
Coding region: 1-1038 (345 amino acids)
Source: RefSeq, a predicted model, not a curated record
AUGGCCCUUAUGAAGCUCAAGGUCGGAUCUUGGUUUAUUCUGUCCGGUACGCUCGCCCACAACAAAUGGGUAGACAUGGGUAGUUACCUCGACUACCUGAAGGGUCACCCCUUCACCGAAGAGGAGGACUUCGCUACUGUCUUCCAGGGUGAGACCUAUGCGGAGGUGAAGGACCCCACACCCGACCAGAUCGCGCUGCUGCAGCGCUUCUUGCAGGCAUUGACGAUAAUGAGAUCCGGCGCGAUCCUGACCCUGCCGCCCUGCAUCCGGUUGCAAUAUCCGGUCACUCUUGAGGACGCACACGCGCAGGAAGUAGCCAACAUGACGAUGGACUAUAUCCAGCUGUCUGGAAUGCAGGAAGACGACGAUGACGAGUGCACUUUGGGUUUGGCAAUUGAAGCGCAAGUUCACUCACUCCAUCCGCUACUCGUUCCGGACGAGAUGAAGAAGGUGUGGAGAGCCGGUGAGCGAUUCCAAAGGGCGGCGAAACGCAAAGCGAGGAAAGGCAAAGGCAAGGGCAAAGCAAAGCCUCCCACUGGGGACGACGAGUAUGACCCAAAGGGGCCUGACUGGAAUCCCGAGAACGAGGUCGACGAAGCGUACGAAGAAGCCGCGACAAAAGAAAGGGCCAACUUGCUCGAUGUAUUUGUCCACGAAGAACACGAGUCGGCGGCUGCAAUGAGGGCCAAAUGGUUAACGACGCUUUCGAGGUGGAUUCAAGAACAAGUCUUUGACUCUCCACACGUCGUGGCGUUGGUGGAGAUGCUCUACAACCUCAUCAAGAAGCGACCAGAAGACAAAAUCAUCGUCUUCUCACAGUAUCUCAGAUACCCUGACAUCAUCAACAAGGGAUUACGCGUGCGUCACAAGGUUGAAUGUCUCCGCUUCGAUGGCACCAUAUUGCCGAAGUGCCGGACAGCUAUCGAGAAGAAGUUCUUGGAAGACCCCCUGUGGCAGAUUAUGUUCAUCACCGCAGGGUGCGGUAGCGUCGGGCUCAAUCUCACAGCCGCCAACAUCGUCGUUCUGUGUGAGGAGUAG